AUCUGAUUUGUAUAAAUAGAAUCGAAAGCUCAGUAUAAAGCAUCAGAUCCAACUACUCCUAUCACCCUAUCACUAUCGUUCAGCCAAAGAGCUCAAGUUCUCACUCAAAAUGUACAAGAUUGUUUGCCUGUUCGCCAUCAUUGCCGUCGCUUCGGUGUCAGCUGAGCCAAAGCCCGGAGUCCUAGCCUAUAGUGCUCCUCUUGUAGCAGCGGCCCCAGCAGCUUUUGUGUCGGAAGGAGCAGCCGUUUACGAGCGCACUUAUCACGGAAACAUCGCCCCAUUCUCUCCAGUUGCUGCCUACGCCGCUGCUCCUUAUGUUGCCGCUCCUCUGGCUUAUUCCGCACCCUACGUUGCUGCAGCUGCUGCUCCAGUGCUGGUCAAGUGAGGAAUUUUGAUCUGUGAAUAAUAGCUAUGAAAUGUGAUGAUCCUGACAGCGAAUUGGAAAACGUAAAAUAACUAUGUCAAAAAAGGUACAAAAAAAAAAA
Messenger RNA from Aedes aegypti (yellow fever mosquito), 485 nucleotides. RefSeq lists its product as uncharacterized. The transcript is spliced from 2 exons. Lineage: Eukaryota; Metazoa; Arthropoda; Insecta; Diptera; Culicidae. The record is from RefSeq and is a predicted model, not a curated record. Bases 110 to 385 code for a protein of 91 amino acids.